ACAACGUGUAAAAUUUUUGAGGUGCGCCUAGUUUGAUUGUUUAGAACCUCGCACUUAUAUAAACUUUUUUCCAUUGUAAAUCUUAAUCCUAAAAUAACUGAAACCUAAAUCUUAAUUCUAAAAUAACGGCAAGUAAAUCUCGUGUAGAUAUCCUAAGCAACCUACUUCAUCAUACCCCUAAUAAGGUGGUAAAUCCCCUAAUGAACCUAAAUCUUAAUCCUAAAAUAACGGCAAGUUAAUCUCGCUUAGAUAUCCUAAGCAACCUACUUCACCGUACCCCUAAUGAACUGGUAAAUCCCCUAACGAACCUAAAUCUUAAUCCUAAAAUAACUGCAAGGAAAUCUCGUGAGCCACGUACUUCAUUAUAACCCUAUUGAAGUGGUAAAUCGCUUAAUGAAGUGGCCCGUUUGUUUCUUGAGUGGAUAAGUAGCAUGUAGAGGUUACUCAUUACUCCAAAUUUCAAAGCUUUCUCUCUCUAAAAGUGGGCCAUCUCCCUCUGAAACUGGGUACAGGUUUGGUGAUCUCUCAACCAGGUUUUCUCUCUUCUCUUCAACAAUCUCUCAACCAGGUUUGAGGACCUCUCAACCAGGUUUGAGGACUCUCUUCUCAUGGCAGACUGUUGGCCUGUUUUGGUACAAAUAGUGAUGCAAUUCCUUUGGGCUGGUAAUUUUCUGGUUAACAAGAUGGCCCUCACCCAAGGAAUGAGCACCCACGUCUUUGUCGCAUACCGAGCAGCCAUGGCUACCAUUGCCCUUGCUCCUCUUACUUAUUUUGAGAGAAAAAAGAGGCCCCCUCUUGAUUGGAGACAAGCGUUUCAAAUAUUCAUGCUUGGUCUGAUAGGGAUCACAGUGGCCCAAAACUGUUACAUAAUAGGGCUUUACUACACCACUCCUACCUUCUCUGCGACGUUCAUCAAUCUCAUCCCCGUUAUCAUCUCACUCGUUUCCAUGAUUUUGAAAAUGGAUAUUCUUGACUUGAGGAGCAAGAGUGGGUGGGCAAAGAUCAUGGGAAUACUGGUUUGUGUGGCAGGUGCAAUGACAAUUACAUUGUACAAGGGCCAGUCCCUCAACAUAUUCAACCAUGUUAGAGCACCUGAUUCUAUUGCAAAAUUUUUCUCGACACCCCAUUCUACGGAUCCAUCCACCGAUCCCUCAAAGAAAAACUGGGUCUUGGGCCCAAUUUUCAAUGUAACAUGUGUUAUUGCUUGGUCUGUGUGGGUCAUAUAUCAGGCAUGGGCUUUCAAAGAUUAUCCAGCACAUGCAUCUCUUUCUGCAAUGGUAUGCUUAUGUGCUACUGUUCAGUCUGCAAUAGUGGCCUUGAUAUUCGAUAAGACCAAAGGUUGGAAGCUCGGCUGGGACAUUCACCUCUUUACCUAUGCCUACAGUGGAAUUUUGGGCUCCGCUAUGGGAAUCCUUGUCCAAACUUGGUGUAUUAAGAAGAAAGGCCCCAUCUUUGCAGUGAUAUUCAAUCCUGUGAGUACCGUGGUGGUGGUUAUCCUAGAGCCCAUACUGUUUCGCGUCAAAAUUCAUGUUGGAAGUUUGAUUGGAGCAACCUUGGUCAUUCUUGGACUCUACUCUGUACUCUGGGCCAAAGCAAAGGAAAGGGCGAAAAUGCAGAAGGAAAUGGGGAAAAUGGAUAAUAGGACAGCACAAGAUGGCCGAAAAGUGGCAGUCAAUGAAAUAGAAGAUGGUGGAAAUGGCACUGUCCUUUGCGCCCCAAAAGAAAGGGGGAAAAUGGAUAAAAUGGGUAAUAGUAUGGCACAAGAUGGCCGAAAAGUGGAACUCAAUGAAAUAGAUGAAAGAAAUGGCACCCUAGCACAACAUGGUGCUGUGGAAGGUGAUAAUAAAGACGACGGUAUAAUGGAAAUCGGAUAGUAAUAACAGAUGGAAAGAAUAUGAGACAUCCUCUCGAAUUGGAAACGAGACAAAGAAGAGCUCCUUUUGGUAUGUAUUUAUUAGAAGGGAAAUGUACAAAUGGACUCUCAAAGCUUGUAUGACAUUUUUAAAUGCUAUUGUACAAGUAUUCACCGGUUA
Amborella trichopoda is the source of this 2033-nucleotide messenger RNA. The record is from RefSeq and is a predicted model, not a curated record. Lineage: Eukaryota; Viridiplantae; Streptophyta; Magnoliopsida; Amborellales; Amborellaceae.